CUUCUGAAACAGAGUUAAUUUCUGGUGGAUCUGAUAAACAGCUCAUUCUGUGGGAGUGGAAUGGAACAGGAGCAUGGAAUGACCAGCUUGUGAAAAGGGUUCCUCUCAAAGGCCAUGCUGAAGCUGUUUGUGCUGUGGAUGCUGUCUACCAGUCAGAUGAACCUGAUUUAAAACUGCUAAUAGCUUCUGCAGCUUCUGACUCUACUGUGAGAAUCUGGUCUCGACAUGGUUCAGAAGCUAAAUGCAUUGAAAUUCUGCAGUUUGGAAAUGGAUUUGUUAUGGAUGUCUGCUUAUCUUUCUUGCCUGGCAGCAAUGUACCAAUACUGGCUUGCGGUGGUGAUGACUGCAAAAUAAGUUUAUUUAUACAGCAGAAUGAUCAGUUUCAGAAAAUGUUAAUACUCCCUGGCCAUGAAGAUUGGAUAAGAGGCGUUGAAUGGGCAGCCUGUGGUGAAGACCUUUUCUUAGCAAGCUGUUCUCAGGAUUGCUUGAUCAGGAUUUGGAAAGUGUGUACAAAAUCAAAGCAACUUCCAGAAACUGAAGAUAAUUCCAUAAGACUGAAAGAGAAUACUUUUACUGUCAAAGAUACUGAUACAACAUAUGCAACUGCUUUGGAGUCUGUGUUGGCUGGUCAUGAAAACUGGGUGUAUGCUGUUCACUGGCAACCUUCAUUUUUCAAAGAUGGCAGCAUGCAACAACCAAUGCGGAUAUUGUCUGCAUCAAUGGACAAAACUGUGAUCAUCUGGGAACCUGAUAAGGAAUCUGGAGUCUGGCUAGAACAGGUUCGUGUAGGUGAAGUGGGUGGCAAUACCCUUGGAUUUUUUGACUGCCAGUUUAGUCCAGAUGGUGCAAUGAUCAUUGCUCAUGCUUUUCAUGGAGCAUUACACCUUUGGAAACAGGCUACGGGUAAUAAGAAAGAAUGGACUCCAGAAGUUGUGAUUUCAGGACAUUUUAACAGUGUAGAGGAUGUAAAGUGGGACCCAGAAGGAGAGUUUAUCAUCAGUGUUGGUUCUGAUCAAACUACUAGACUCUUUGCUCCAUGGAAAAGAAAACAAGAAACAGAGGUAACCUGGCAUGAAAUUGCAAGGCCUCAAGUACACGGAUAUGACAUGCGUUGUCUGGCAAUGAUUGGCCGGUUUCAGUUUGUGUCUGGAGCAGAUGAAAAAGUGCUUCGAGUUUUUCGUGCUCCCAAGAAUUUCAUAGAAAAUUUCAGUAACAUCACUGGUAUUCCAAUGGAGAAGCUGUGCUCCCACCAGUCAGCUGAUCUUCCAGAAGGUGCAACUGUGCCAGCUUUGGGAUUAUCCAAUAAAGCUGUUUUUGAAGGAGAUAUGGGUGUUCAACCAGCUGAGGAUGAAGAAACAUUUAAUACCAUUUCGAAUCAGUAUCCUGAGAUUUAUUUUCAACCCUUGAUCCUUACAGAACCUCCCCCAGAGGAUCACUUGCUGCAGAAUACCUUGUGGCCUGAAAUUCAGAAGUUAUAUGGACAUGGAUAUGAAAUUUUUUGUGUUGCUUGCAAUAAUUCAAACACUGUAAUUGCCUCAGCAUGUAAGGCUUCAAAAAAAGAACAUGCAGCAAUUAUUCUGUGGAGCACUGCUUCUUGGAAGAAACUGCAGAGUUUGUCAUUUCACAAUCUGACUGUUACUCAGCUGGCAUUUUCUCCUAAUGACAGAUUUUUAUUAGCAGUUUCUAGAGACAGGAAUUGGUCACUAUGGAGGAAACAAGGCUCAUCAGAGUCAGGACCAGUUUUCAGUUGCUGUGCAUACACAGACAAAAAUACAGCUGUUCACAGUCGAAUCAUUUGGUCUUGUGAUUGGACACCAGAUAGCAAGUAUUUUAUUACUGGCAGUCGGGACAGAAAGGUCAUUAUCUGGGGCCAUUGUGAUGUAUCUGUGAAUACUGAAGGGAAUAUGUUGGAUUCAAUCAAGCCCUGUUCAACAGUACUGGAUGCUGGGGAUUCUGUUACUGCUGUUAGUAGCAGCCAUGUGCUUACUCCUGAUGGAAGAUAUAUUGUUGCAGUAGGCUUAGAGAAUGGGAAGAUUACUUUGUACACAUGGAAGCAGAGUGAGCAAGAACCAGCACUAGCUGAUUGGACCACGUGUGUUGAGAUGGAUAACAGCCAAAGUCAUGCUCUUGCUGUGAAACGUUUAUGUUGGAGACAUCAUGCAGGCAGAGCUGGACAUAAUGAUCAGAACAACAGUGAGUGGUUGCAGCUUGCAAGUUGUGGAGCUGAUCACUGUGUUAAGAUAUUCAAUGUCAACAGAUUUGCUGUUUAGCAAAGGCAGCCGGCCUGUCUUUGCAGAAUGGAUUCACAACAUUUUAUUUCAGCUUUUGGCCAUUUUGAUUGGUGAAUUUUCCGCUUCCUGCUGUGGAAAGUGCAGCAUCUGACGUGUAACUUAUUAAAGCAACUUUUGUGGUAGUUUGAAAUGUCAAA
Nestor notabilis (Kea) is the source of this 2428-nucleotide messenger RNA. It is a transcript of the gene ELP2, whose product is annotated as elongator acetyltransferase complex subunit 2. The annotation marks the transcript as partial. NCBI's taxonomy places the organism in Eukaryota, Metazoa, Chordata, Aves, Psittaciformes, Psittacidae. Gene Ontology annotation, cellular component: elongator holoenzyme complex. The transcript has 20 exons. The record is from RefSeq and is a predicted model, not a curated record. Gene Ontology annotation, biological process: tRNA wobble uridine modification. Gene Ontology annotation, molecular function: protein binding.